This is a messenger RNA of Phyllotreta striolata, 875 nucleotides long. Lineage: Eukaryota; Metazoa; Arthropoda; Insecta; Coleoptera; Chrysomelidae. The record is from the annotation of a GenBank genome assembly.
GGAAACCAUAGCAGACCUGCUACCAUCCACUUUCGGCACGCCGGUAUUCCAUAGAUUGAUGGUAGCAGGGCCGGGCGUUCCGGAGGACCGCGAUUCCGCCCUGAAGCUGGUCGAAUUCAUGUCGAUAAUGCUGUUCUUCGCCGUCGACCAGCAGCUAUUCGGCAUGGUGUGCGAUUACAGCAAGAAAUUGGUGGUCAGCGCCAAGGCGGACCCCGCGGUGGUCUCUUUGUUCUGCUGCGAGAACAAGAACAUCUUGUGGGCGAUGAAGAGGCUGAAGACGUUCAGCGAUGAAGUGGCUAUCAGUUUGAUGGAUUUCGUAAGAACGCUGUUACUCGUGCAGGUUCGGAACAAAUGCUUUGUGGAGGACUGCAUGAUGAUUGAUUUCUCUUGCGGUUUGACCGGUUCGACGGCGAAGAUGAUGUUGUGUCUGGAUUUGCUGCUGGUCUUCACCCUGCCGGAUUUGUUCAUUCAGAUAUCCCCCAAUGCGGUCAAGACGAUAUUCUUCCAGCUGUUUUCCCUCUAUAGGGAUAAAAAUUUGUCGGUUAUGUCGUUGGUAUGUAUGAGGAGGUUGAUGAAACGCGACCCGUGGUUAGCUGCGUUGGAUACCACGCAUAUUUUCCUGGAAACUCAGUGCUCUUUGAAGGUCGAUGAGAAUUCUUGCUUGGAGUUUAUCCAUUGUUUGUACGCUUGGAUGAAAAUUUUUAAUCGACACUCGUUUGGGGGUAAAACGUUGAUUGAAGUUCAGACUGAUGUCAUCCAGAGUUACGUCCGUAGGGCGGUUAUUGCGUUAGAAAAUAAGGUGAAUUUCUGUAAAAUAAUGUGGAUUAUUCCGAAACGCAGCUGUUAAUACCGAAUUAUUUUUUAUAGCCAAUUCC